GUAGGCAGUGUUCUUUUUGCAGACGGCUGCAUUCAGACUUAUUGCAUUGUGGUGACAGGCGUUCGAAGGUGCUCUGGGGGCGACCCCGGCAAGUUUGUGGGUGGGCCGGCUAGUUUGUCGCAGGGAGUUCCCGGCGGCGGGCGGCAUGGCCGCACGCUGACCGGGGAAGCUGGUGCGCUGGCGGGUGACCUGCCUCGUUUGUCGCACCUCGCUGACGCGUGCUCCAUCGCCACUCUGGCUGGUUUACUGGUGGCCUGGCUCGUUUGUUGGUCUCCGAGACGUUUUGAAGAGCCUCGACAAGGAUUGCGCACCCUAGGUCACUGGGCUGGGGUUGCGGCGUGGCUGUUGCAGUGGGUUGAGCGUGGGCAGUUGACCGAAAGCAGUGUCUCGGUCAAGAAGCAUUGCUGCGCGCAGCAACAGUCAGUGCAUGCUGCGCAGAGCAAGGGGUCGCGCAACCGAUCCAGCAAGCACACACACUGGACGCGAAGGGUGCCUGGGAAAUAUACAUACUUGACGUGGGGCAUGGCUGUAAUCUCGGCAAGCUUGUGUGCCAGCACAAAGCAAGCAGAUGUCCUGUUUGCAGUAAAUCUCUUCACCUGUGUCUUUGCAUGCCAAGCGCAACGUGCUCUAGCCAGUGCACGCCUGCGCAGUGGGUGGGUUAGGAAGGCACGUCGAGUGGGCAAAGCUCGGGUAAAAGCAAGGCGGCAACCAGGUUCGCCACGAAGUAGACUGCAAAUGUUGAUUGCAGCCAUCUUUUUGUUCUCACCAGCCAGUUGGGUAUGUGUGGAGUGCGUUUGCCAGAGCAACAUCGCAGCAGUGCAACCAGUCAGGAACGCAUGGGCAACCUCUCGCAAACUUAGAAACCAGUUGAUGCGUGCAAUGCAUGGCAACACGAUGCAGAAAGCCAACGGACGACAAGCAGAAGAGUCCACGCCCAGCCAAUGCAUACGACCAGAACCGGGCAACCCGAGUGUUCAGCAAGAAGUGGAGGAGGAGGAGGACCGGAAAAUUGCCGACCGUGUGCAGACUCGAAUAGGUUGUGAGCUCACCAAAAUCCCUGGUGAUGGUUGGUGUUUUUUCCAUGCAGUCCUUCGCCAUUGUCGCGGUUGGCAGUCAUGGUCGAUAUCUGAAGCUGCAAAGUUAUACUUGCAAGCCUUAGAAUGGAUGUGCAAACAAAAGAAUGGACCCAGAGCAGAUGAGGUUGCGAUUGCCAGUGUGCCGUUUGAUGACCGCGAAGCAGGCCUACAUCUGGGGUUCCUUCAGCAAGCAGAGCAGUUGGAGGCGGCAGAAGGUUUGACAGCUGCCGACAUCGUGCUUUGGAGUAAAGUGGUUGCAGUGUUGGAAAAGCCCCGCAUGUUGGAUUCCAUUCACCAUGGCUCCGUGGUGGAAUUAUGGGCACUCACACAAGCCUUUGACUUUCACUGUCUCAUUUGGAGCCAGGAGGAUAAUAAAAACAUUUGGAUCCAGGACAUGGCCUACAUCACCGAUGCAGAAACACAACAGAAGUUGCAAGAACAUUCCAAUGUCUUAGAGCUUUUCCACCGAAACACUGGCAUCACCGGGCACUAUGACCUCGUCCAACGGGCGGAAGCAUUGCGCGAACCAUUCCCUGAAACACCAUGGUUGGAAACUUGGCGAACACAGAGUGCGGAAGCAGUGUUGUGUCUUGCUGCAGAAAGCCUCCGAAACCCAGUGGAAGUAGCACCCAUGUCGCUGCAGAGUCAGUCAUCGCACGUUGCAGAUCCGAGUGCAGUGAGUGAACCGCAUGCCACAGAGGAUGCAGAGCGGCUAACGACAGAGUCAGCCGGGCAAUCGCAGCAGACGAGCCGCACCACUGCGACAGAAUCGGAAGCAACAACGCGGCAGCCAAAUCGGUCGCAGGAGGUGCAUGACACAACUGAAGCCGACAAAGAGGCAGCCGCUGGCGUCUGGGCAGGGCAUGACGACGCAGAAGCGUCGGAAGGCGCAGCAACCGACGUGGAUUCUGAAAGUUUGCUUUCCUGGGAUUCAAACCUGUCCGAGACCACAGGUGAGGCUGAAGUAGAAGUCGCCGUGGACUCGACCAAGACAUGGGUCACGGUCGAAGAUUGUGACCAAGAACGCAUUCGACGCACAGCAUCUCAACUGCGACACCAUCCCCUGCUGCCAUCCCCAACCGCGAUGACAGACUUCCCCAGCAUGCAGCCUAGUAGUGGGAUGCGGGUGGGCAGCCGACACACAAACCCGCACUGGUCGAAGGAAAAAGUGUGGAACAUGAAAGCAACAACAUGGGCACACACGACCUUGAAGUGCUGUGGAAACGGUGAGGUGUGUUUGUGGGCACACCUCGCUGAGUGUCAUUCUGAACACUUUGCAGACAUACCCCGGGAACUUGUGGCUUCAACAUACGCGGCAGCAUUGAUAGAAAAGGAACGUGGACAGGUCCCACAAGUUGGCUGGAGCGUCGAUCGGCGCACGCUGCGGCGACUACGGGUCGAGUUGGACGAUAACACUUGCCAAGCACUGAUUUGUGCCUGUUGCGCCCGAGUGUGUCCUGGGGGCAUGGGAGGGGAGAUUGCCUACAUCUCUGUCGAACAGUUAUUCGGUGCACUGACCCCAGAAGCAGCCAAAGCAAAUUGGAACCUGGAAAGGUACAUGACACAGUAUGGUACGCUGGCUGCGGUGACCAAUCGGUUCGAUGCACAUGAGUGGACUCGAACCCUGCCGGAAACCAUCUGCGACGGCAUGCAACUCAUAUGCUGCCCAGAGGAUUUUCGCUGUGGACGUUGCCCCGACAGUGCACUGCAACUAUGUCAAGCUUGUGAACUGCCCUUGUGUCGCGAUUGCCUCGAACACAUGUGCAAACAGAGCGCCUGUGCAGUGCCGGAGGCCCUUGCAAACGAUAAUUGGUUUGGAUACCCAACAGAGUUGCUGUGCACCCACAAAGUGCGGUGGAUAGAAGCGGCGGCUGCCUCUCCGGUCUGGACUUCCGUCAUCAACUACUACCUGGAAGCCGACCGAGGCAACUUGAUAGAAGAACAUUUGCAUCGGCCCGAACACAGGACUGCAAUCCGAGGCAAUGUCUCUUCUUUUAGCAUUCCAUGGGAAGAGGUGCUCGCUGCAUUGACCCCCGAAACUCGGCGGAACACUUCUUGGGAAAGGUUGCCUCACCCGCCACAUGUCCUCCAAGCUAUUGUCAAAGUCAAUGUGAAGGGCAUGUUAUACAACGAGGCAAUCGAGUGGGUAGCAGGGGCACGCAUCCGACCAUGGGUCGUCAGUGCACUCUUGCAUCACCUCAUCGACAUGCAACAUCCAAUGUGUGCGUCGCACUUGUCGGCAGAGGAGGCAAAAACAGCAGUGACAGAACGUGUGACUUUGGCGUAUGGGGUGGACGAAACGAGGCCGAUAGUUGACUUGCAGCAAACUCCGUCGCCUCGUGUGACAUCAAUAGGUUCAAAACUGCUCGGGCACAAAUGGCGACAAGCAGAAGAUGAGAGCGUGGGAGCGGAAGCUAGCCAGAUCCUGGCGCAAGAGCUUUCCGGUUCCGGACGGACAAGAUGCCAGAGCAGCGCUCAGGCAGCAGCCGGGGUGAACUCAGAACCAACCAUUUCAAAUAACCAAGUCGAUUCUCGGAUGAUGAGCGGCAAGAGCUCGUCUCAGCCAGCGUCGGAGGUGCAACACCACAAGCCUUCCUGCACCAAGACGGCAUCCCCAAACACAGUUUCCCAAGCGCAAUCCGAAGACGCAACCCAGGUGUACAGCAAAAGGUUUCCACAGCAUGCAAGCCAGAGCGGGGAUGAAGCAAUCAUGCACGACAUGCCAACCCACAGAAUGACCCAGAUGGAAGCAGAGAAAAUAGGUCAGAGCAGUGCCCAGGUGACAGCCGAAGUCGAAGCAGAAGCUGCCUCGUCACAGAAGCCAGAAGUGACAGUGCCAACACCGAGCCAAGGCAGAUCUCAACCAGUGUCUCGAAAGCGCAAGCAGGGUGCCUCGCCGGGCGACAACCCUUCACCCCAGGUGACAUGCCAGAGCAGCGCUCAGGCAACCACAGCAGACAAAAGGUACGACGAUGCCACUUCGGCUCUUCCGAGCCAUUCUCAGAAUUUCCUUGGUGCCAGUGGAGGCGCAAGCCAGCCGCUGCCGCAGAAGCAUGCAACGCCCGAGUCAGUCCCAGACGCAGCUUUAGAUGGCGAGUCCUUCGUAGGCAGUGUGAGACCCAACGUCUUGUCACAAGAUUAUACAGGUGCAGAGUGGAAAGACCCCGACGUCGACAUGUUGUUGCAAUUAAGCAAUGCGACUGACACACUCACCAUUCAAACCGGGCACAACUUCUGGGACCAGUGGCAAAAUGAUUUUCUGCCAUGGGCUUUUCCCUUCAGUAUCCCCGCGCCUGUCAGUGGUCCGGACUUCCCCCACAAAGAGCGACCACGAAGGCCCACAGAUGCGCCGCACUUGCCGCCCUUGGCACACUUGAAACUCCUAGCCGGACGCAUUGAGAGUUCAAUUCGCAAUUCAUGGGACCUGAUUCCCGGGCUGAGAAGAUUGACUUUCAAAUGGCACUCCGUGUGGCAAGGCUCGCUGUGGCGGAAAUGGAAGUCACAACGGCAAGCCAUGGCACCGGCACCAACGCUUAAGUGGGUGCAAGCGGCACGCGGCCUCUACAACAAGCUUAGAUCCGGCACGUAUACCACAGCAAGUGGAAGGCCGAAACCCAUCCAGUUCGACACACGCAAAUUGCCCUACGCACGAGGCCUCACCACAGAUGAAAAAGAAUUGCUCCAGGACGUCAAAGGCAUGCAAGGCCAGAUGCCUGGAACAAUUGAAGUCCGACGUCGCAUUGGACGUUUCCUCUUCGGGGCCAGGGUUGAGAUGGGAGAACCGCUCUUCAUCACAAUAUCCCCAACCACCCGUCAUAACACCUUGUGCAUUAAAUUCAGCCGCUAUCGCGCCGCUGACCCUGGCGGAGCCGAAGACGGCGCACGCAAUCGCCCCAAGCUAUGGGACACCGCAGAGGCGACCAUCCAAGUGCCACCGUACGACACCCGCAGACAGCUCGCUGCGAGGGAUCCGUGGGCCGUCGUUCUCAGCUUCCAAACAGUGGUGCGAUGCAUCUUCGCCAAACUGCUCGGCAUCCGUAUGUGCUUCCGUUGCCCAGCAUGCGAUUGCCGCGAUGCACGCGGACACGGGUGUCAUGUGACGGGGGGCAUCCUUGGCCUUGUCACCGGCCUAUGCGGGGCAAUCGAAUAUCAAGCCAAUUCCACACCGCAUUUCCACUGCAACGUGUACAUCGCUUCCAUUUGGCAACAUUCUUUGAGUGAACUUGCAGCUAAGCUGAAUGACAGCACCAUCACUUUCGAGGACGUGCGCCAAUUCUUGACAUGGGCACACGCCGAAUCUCAUCCUGACCCAGCAAGUCAUACGCAACAGCAAGACCACCUCGAAGCAGACUGGGCCCAGAACAACUGCAAAGCAAGCCACGAUUUUUUGUGUCAGUGGCCACAAUUCCUUACCGAAGACAAAGCGGCCAGUCCAUGGCUAGAAGCAGUGGAACCAAAGCAGGCAUUGGCCGACGCAAGCCGUUUCAUCCACCAAUACCGUCUAGCAGCACAGAAAAAGAUCAGCCACCAGCAAAUGCAUUGGCAUCCGUGGAACAUCGUGCAGAAAUGUCGGUUGCCUCUAGCCGCUUGCAGAAAGAAGGGGGCGCCAAACAAAUGUAAGCACAACUUCCCAAAAGUGCAGAACGAUAAAGUUCGAAUCAUUUGUAGAGGGAACGCACGAAAAUUUGCCCAGAGCACUGCCGGGCGGCGAAAUGCAUUAGGCAUGGUCUUAGACAAAAGAGAUGAUCCGUGGUUGUCAGGCACACUGCACGCAUUCACCCUCAUGGUAUUUGGUAAUUCACAUACUGCAAUAAAUUUCCGCGUGCCGCUGUCGGCAACCACCCAUGACGAAGACUGCAAGCGCGGCUGUUUGGCAAAAAACAUGCUCCCUAAACUCCAACGGGCAAUGGCACAAGCAGCCCGCCGGUCGACCAGAUACUUCACCGGCUACUUGCAAAAGCCGCAGCCGUUAGGAAAAAAGGAAUUACAACAAGCAGCCAAGCAAUUGCAUUUCCUGGAAGAAGCAGCUGCAAAAGAUGACGCGGCAGCGCACUACCGCAAAGUUGUGCAUAGAGUCUUUGGGGAUCUCGAAUUUCGUUGCUCCGUGCGCCCUGUCACAGAGGAAUUCAUGCUUGCGGGCUUCAGCAACAUGACCGAUCCCACCACCGCCGAAUGCAUCCGGAGGACCGACGAGCGGGUGUUUCACUUGUGUCCGUGGGAGUUUAUCAAAUGGUGGAGUCUUAAAAAAUUACAGCCGCCCACCAAAAAUGCAACUGAAGACGGACAAGGGCUCAGUGUUUGGGUGAGGAAACAAGGCACCGACACAAAACCUGUGGAUGGCUGGCAAUAUGGCCGUGAUUACAUUUGGAAACAUCCCUUGCCAAAUAGCCGAGCCGCCAACCUUGUCCGGCUACCGCAGUGCAAUGGAUGCAGUCGCGUGCAAGAUUACUAUCUGGAAAGACGGACCGAACCGCGGAUCCCAUAUCCGACGACAUGUCCGUUGCCGAAGCCCGACAUGUCAAAGGAUGCCCAGGCGAGGCUCCUCAAUGUCUAUCUGAGGCCCUGGACACUUGAUCUGAAAUGUGCUACCCCGCAUGUCCCGCACAUCAGUGCCUUAGACUUAGAGAUAAGAAGUACUAGUCUCAACCCCGGUAAACGCCUGUUCACCAAAACCGCACCGGGUCCAAGAAGUCACCACUUAGCAUGGAGAGCAUAUAUCCAGCACCAUGUUGUGUCUGAGCAUGCAGCUCGCACCAUUCGAAACUUUCUCUCCGCAACGGAAUGUGAUCCAGAAGAAGUCGACCUGGCCGAAACACCUGCCAAGCCAACAGACCAUGAAGUGGAUACGACCUGGGUAACGCCUGACACCAUCGAUAAACUUGUCCGAGGCGUGGGCUUCGAAUAUUCGAAACGGUCAGGUCCAGCGGUACGCCGCAUAGUCGAGGAAUGGGAAGCUAGUCCGCAGGUUGAUGCCCUAAACUCUUGGUUUGUAAACACUGGUAUCACGGACAGAAAGCUGGACCGGAGCCAAAGUAAAACGCAGCAACCGACACCGUGGUCGGAGACCGAACCACUGCGCUGGACCUACGGCAAGUUGACGCCGGAGGCUGCCACAGCAUGGUUGCAGCGUCUCGCAGAGCAGGGCUCGGUGGCAGCUCAAGAAGAACAGGCCGAAAGUUCCCGCAGUGAGCCGUUGCGUGCAGUCUUCCACGGGGUUCCAGGUGCAGGCAAAACUCAAACCCUCAAGUGGUUGCGUGCUUUUUUCGAAGAUAUGUGUGGGUGGCAGCAUCAACAAGAGUUUGUAUACUUGGCACCGCAGAACACCCAAGCUGCACUUAUUGCUGGCAUGACGCUACACUCGUUUGUCAAUAUCCAGGUGAAAACCAAAACGGCCCGAGCAAAAAACACCAGCACACCGGAACAGUUCGCUAAGUAUCAACGACUACGGUGGCUGGUGGUGGAUGAAUCUUCGACGGUCGGGCUCGAAAUAUUGGCCACUCUUGAGAAACGCCUGCAGCAGUCUACCAGAGAUCGGGAUACGUGGAAACUUCGGCCAGGAGGAGAACGGAGGCCAUUCGGAGGGCGCAACCUCAUCUUGACAGGGGACUUGUGGCAGUUCCCGCCCGUCAAAGCCACGGCCAUCUACCAGAACCCUUUUCAGUCAAACACAACCUUCCAAGUCAACGCACUGCAGCAACUAUGUUGGUCGCACACCUCGCUCGCCAUCCCACACCUGUUUGAACUCACCCUCGAACAGCGGUGCGAGGACGCCUGGCUCAGCCAAAUUCUUCACCAGGCGAGGCAUGGCAACAUGUCGCAGGAAGUGUGGUCUUUCUUACAUGGGUUUCCAACGCUCCAUGCGGGCUCGUGGUCCUUUCAAACCAAUCAAGCCACCUGCGGCGAAAAAACUUGCAACAACCUACAUCUGCAAGCCACCGCCCCCGACCAGUUGGAAUGUGUCAUUUGCCACCAAGAAAGGGCAUGUCGGUGCAUCGUAGGCAAAGACCCAAAAGCUGAGCAUUUCCUCAACCAUCCGUUUGUGCAUGGGUUGAAUGCCGCCAAGUACAUUGCAGCCAACCUUCGUGCGAAAUGGGUAGCCACCACUCGCAAACACAAGUUGCUUUGGAUCAUUGCUCAAGAUACCCCGCUUUUUCAUGUGGAGGCAACGGAACUACAGGCCCGGCGCGAAAAUUGGUUGCAGCGCCAUGACCAGUCCACCGGCGGUGUCGUCGGAAUCUUACCACUUCUCCAGAACAUGCCAAUCCGAGUGACGCAAACUCUGUCUGACCUGAAAGCCUUCGGGCUCUUUAAAAACACCCGAGGCACCCUUUGGAAUUGGACACUCCACGAGGCCGACCAAGAGGCCGUCGGAGCUGUAGCAGGCCAAGACAUUGUAUUACAACGCCUUCCGCGGGCGUUGUAUGUCAAGGUCGACGGUGCGAAGUGGCAACAGCACCCAGACUUGCCCGUUGGAGUUGCUCGGAUCGAACCCGUCACCCAGACGUGGCCACUCGAAACCAACGGCAAAGCUACAGUCUCCCGACGCGGCUUUCCAAUAGCAUCCGAUUACGCUGGCACAGCGCAUUCUUUUAUGGGGGCAACCCUGGGUGCAUGCACAUUGGACCUUGGCACGUGGGAUGCCACGACGUCCCGCGAGGCACAGCUCAGCGGGUACAUGUGCUUAUCAAGGGUCCGAAAAACCGAAGAUUUGUGCAUAGUCCAACCGUUCUCCCCCAACUUGUUUAGUCACGGAGAGUUAAUUGGACCCCACACAUUCUUAGAAGUGCAUCGCGAAAAGCUGACACUGCCAGAAGCAAAAGCUCGCUUUGAAAAAGAUAAGCCGAACAAGCAGAAGAAUCGUGACAUCCUGUUGUUUUGCCGCGGUUGCAGUCCACAACCGCAUCUACAAGAGAAACUGUUGCCACUUCGAGAAUUCGUUUCGGCCUGGGACCCAGAGGAAUGGUACCGUGUACUGUCAGACGGCAUGUGUCGCCUUUGCACCCAGUGUAAAACGAAGCAAAGUAGCCCUGCAGCCAAGGGGAAGCCCAAGGCAGUGAAUGCCUGCGCAUAUUGCCAGACCUUGCCAGCCGACCAGACCGGCUACUGUUCGAAGUGUGCCAAGAUUCGCUUAGCCUGCAGCAAGUGUGAUAUCGGGAAGAAACUCAAAACAAAAAGCCUGCUAGAUUUUAGCCCGGAAGAAAUCGCACGAAGAAAAAAAACCAAAGAACUCCGAAGAGCCCGCUGCAAGAAGUGUGCUGCCGCCCCAGUGACAGCACAGGCAAAACAGGGUUUGUGCAGCAAUUGCAACAAAGCCAUCAGUGUGUCCCACCUGGUCAACUACAGUGCAGAAUCCCAGACCGGAGUGUGCCGCACAUGCAUCGCAAAGCAAGCGCGGGCACCCAAGACCUGCGCCAAGUGUUCUCAGCCCUUGCAUGCAAAUGCAACUCCAGGGACUUGGUGCACUGCCUGUGCCUUUCCCCCUUGCAGUGGAGGUUGUGGGCAGCCACGCCCCCAAAAGACAUCCAACCAUGCCAAGCAGAAAUCCGACUGGUAUUGCCAAAACUGUAAGGGAAAAUGUGUGAACUGUGGCAGCUCCUUGCCGCGUAACGCAGAGGCAGGCACAUGGUGUGCCACAUGUGCACAUCCACCAUGCAGUGGAGGUUGCGGCGAGCCUCGUCCACAUGAAAGCAGAUACCACGCCCAGCAGAAGCCGUUUUGGUUGUGUCAAGCAUGCAGUGUGCGCAAUACCGCAGCGCCCAAAUGUGGAAACUGUGCCGGCCCCUUGCCGAGGAACGCAGAGGCAGGCACAUGGUGUGCCACAUGUGCAUAUCCACCGUGCAGUGGAGGUUGCGGCGAGCCCCGCCCACAUGAAAGAAGAUACCACGCCCAGCAGAAGCCGCUUUGGUUCUGUCAAGCAUGCAGUCUUGGCAGUGGUUACCCGCCGUGUCCAAUAUGCGGUCUGCCACGCCCGCAAGAAAGGCGUUACCAUGUCAAAGUUAUGCCGCACUGGACCUGCGAAGCCUGCACGGUAAAGUCUUGUCCCAAGUGCGGGGAAGUUCUUGGUGCAAAAGCUCAAACGGGUGCAUUGUGUUUAGCGUGUGCAUAUCCACCAUGUGAGAGCUGUGGGUCGCAACGCCCGCAAAAAAGUCGUUACCGUGUCAACGUCAUGCCGCGCUGGACCUGUGAAGCCUGCACAGUCAAGUCUUGUCCCAAGUGCGGGCAAAUCCUUGGUCCAAAAGCUCAAGAUGGUGCAUGGUGUUUAGCCUGUGCAUAUCCGCCCUGUGAGAGUUGUGGUCGUCCACGGCCAAGGACGCGCAGUGAAUACCAUGCGCAGCGGGAACAGCCAUACUGGGGUCCCAAAGAAAAGGCUUCGCAGAGGUUAGUCGCCCAUGCAUCCGACGCCAGCCAACGGCAUAUGACAUUGCAGACCAUCCAUGCUCACCUGCGGCAGUUUCUUUUGGCCAACCGAAAAAAAGACGUUCGUCCAGCGCCUGCCCGGGUUUUUCCUUGCCGGCAGAAGUCCCGGAAGCCAUGCAGUGCCGGUGCAGCCGAUCUAGCCUACGUGUCGCGAACGGCAUGUUCGCAGGCAGCCUGCUGCAGCGAUGAACCAUUGGUUCACCAAAUGACAGACAUCAGCCAUUUUGCGAACAGGCGCACCGAUAAUCACCAGCAGCCGAGAGCAAAUGACCUUCAAGUAGCUGCGCCACUAUGCAAAAGCCUGACCGCACAGCCGCAGCCAGAGCAGCGCUCAGCGCACCGUGCAAAGCAAGGCCUAGGGCAGCAGCCAAAGAACCGCACCCACUCAGUGUCCGUCGCAGUCAAAAAAAAGCCGUUCAGUGCGUGGUGUCCCAAACCUGUCGAACGCAGUGUCAGUGACCGCCACCGUGCGCACAUCACACCACGCCAGGUCUACGACGACAUCGAGCUGAGUCGGUGGGGGCCCGAGCAACCCCUCCCUGUGCAAGACGGG
Molecule: messenger RNA, 11046 nt
Organism: Cladocopium goreaui
Lineage: Eukaryota; Dinophyceae; Suessiales; Symbiodiniaceae
Source: the annotation of a GenBank genome assembly